Molecule: messenger RNA, 2729 nt
Organism: Vespa mandarinia (Asian giant hornet)
Lineage: Eukaryota; Metazoa; Arthropoda; Insecta; Hymenoptera; Vespidae
Biological process (GO): intracellular signal transduction; proteasome-mediated ubiquitin-dependent protein catabolic process
Cellular component (GO): SCF ubiquitin ligase complex
Molecular function (GO): protein binding
Source: RefSeq, a predicted model, not a curated record
UUAAACGAGUAUAAAAGUGUAAGGAUAAUAAAUAUUAUUACGAUUUCGAUAUACGAAGUCAAUCGUGAUCGAGUAUGUCGGAUCUAUGGUGGUAUCGGUAGUUCGUGGUCGAUAGGGAUGACGUCCCUGUGACAUGUUAGCCCGUGACCUUGAGUGGCGUGAUAGCAACAUCUUCCGUGGAGAAGUUCAGCUCCCGGUGCGCGGCUCGAGCAACGAUAGCAACACUCAAUUCUUUUCUUCGUACUCUUAUCACCAUCAUUACCAUUAUCAUCAUCAUCAUUAUCAUCAUCAUCAUCAUCAUCAUUAUCAUCAUCAUUAUCAUAACUACCACCACCACCAUCACCAUCACCACCACCACCAAGAUCACUAUUACCGUCAUCAACAACAACAACAACAACAACAACAACAACAACAUUCGUUCUCUCGUCAAAUUGAAUAUCGAGUAUUGCCUCUGCUGCAACUCAAACCAGACUUUGUUGUACCGUAUGUUCUUUGCUGGAGAUUACCUGUUCACGGGAUUCAUCAAAUCGAUCCUUUAUUUUAUCAACAACAACAACAACAACAACGACGACAGCAGCAACAGAACCAACAACAACAACAAUUGUUAUUAUUACGAGAAAGGGAAUUUCGUUACGUUCACAAUCGACAACGUUGUCGUUAUAUCGAAGGAACCAUUAGGACACAAAGGAGACGUACGAAUAAUUCGUCGUCGUCAUUUCUUCAAGGAUAUCGACUCUCUCUUCAUUACAACGCUUUUUCCGAACGUAUUGGAAUGGAAAAAAGACUGGACCGUUUCGUAGCGAGCAAAAAUGAAGACACGAGGUACAAAGCGAAUCGUUGCGUGAGCGGGGGCGGUAGCCGCGGAAACGGCGCGACUGGUGGUACCGGAGGCGGAGGAGGAGGUGGAGGAGGAGGUGGAGGAGGCGGAGGAGGAGGUGGGGGAGGCGGAGGAGGAGGAGCGGGAAUCGACGGUGGCACGGUGCCUACUGCACCACCGACCACCGGCCAUCACCACCACUACCAUCACCACCAUCACCAUCACCAUCAUCUCACCAGCACGACAACAACUACCACCACGACGACCACCACCACCACCACCGGCGGCACCAGGCACCACAGGCACAGGCUGCCGGCGGGCAAGCAGUGCACUGAGCACCGACACCACCCGCAUCAUCACCGGCAUCACCCACACCAUCGCUCCCAUCAUCGGGGCAUGAACAUGGGCCAAAAGAUUUCAGGCGGCGUGAAGAGCGUGACGCGCGAGAGCGGAGCUGGAGCGGGCGGCGGAGUUGGUGUCGGUGGUGGCGGCGCAGUGGCGUACAAACCUGUGGUACCAAGGGAAUUGGCGCAAGAUUUGUCGAGGCCAGCCCGUCUCGAUGUCCUCCUCGAUAUGCCGCCCGCAUCGCGGGAAACUCAAGUUCAUCACAGCUGGAACGCCGACGAUCGCAGUCUCAACAUAUUUGUUAAGGACGACGACAAGCUGACGUUUCACCGGCACCCCGUAGCACAGAGUACCGAUUGCAUACGAGGGAAAGUCGGUUAUACGAAGGGUAUGCACGUGUGGGAGCUUUAUUGGAGCACGAGGCAACGUGGUACACACGCUGUGGUCGGUGUUGCGACCGCAGACGCGCCCCUUCACAGCGUUGGCUAUCAGAGUCUCGUUGGUAACAACGACCUAAGCUGGGGAUGGGAUCUUGGUAGGAAUAAACUCUAUCAUGACUCGAAGAACAAUGUCGGUGUUACGUAUCCGGCAUUACUUAAACCGGACGAGACCUUUAUCGUGCCCGAUAAAUUUCUGGUUGUACUCGAUAUGGACGAGGGCACGUUAGCUUUCGUGGUGGACGGACAGUAUCUUGGGAUCGCGUUUAGAGGUCUCAAAGGGAGGAAGCUACAUCCCAUUGUGUCAGCUGUCUGGGGACACUGCGAGAUUACGAUGAAAUAUAUCGGUGGACUUGAUCCCGAGCCAUUACCUUUGAUGGAUCUUUGUCGAAGAGUGAUCAGACAACGGAUCGGGAAGCACAGACUCGAGGAAAAGAUCAACGAAUUAAAUCUGCCACAGGCGAUAAAGACUUAUCUCCUUUACCGUGACAGGAGGUAACCACCGUGUGGUGCAUCAAGAGAAGCGAUCAUCAGAAAGGUCGCGAAUGUCAGCAGUUUGCGACAUCGUUGCUACCACGACGCACAGAAAUGGGCUACUAUAGCCUCCUGCUACUCUCGCACACGUCAAGGAACGCACCACCAUCAACAGCAGCAACAGCAGUCUGUCCGCCAACAACAACAACAACAACAACAACAACAAGAACAACAACAACAACAACAGCAGCAGCAGCAGCAGCAACAACAACAACAUCGUAACUACUUGAACCAACAAAACCACCAACAAGACAACGGUCCACCAUCCGUGUCUCUGUUCUUAAAACGUUUGAUGAUCAGUAGACUGAACCGUUUGAUACGACGACAAUGCAUGGACGGUCCAAGAAGACGAAUGUCUAGCGAAGGGUUAGCCUUAGGGUACCAGGGAUCAUGGUAUCAACGUUGUUCGUACGAAAAUGGAACAUCAUCGUCGUCUUCGUCGUCCGAAUCAUCGUCAACAACUACUUCGACAUAUUCGACCUUGUCUUCUUCUUCGUCUCCGUCGUCGUAUUCCUCAUAUUCCUCGUCGUAUUCGUCGUCUUCGUUACCCUCUUCCACAUUCUCGUCGCGAUAUGGAUGAUAAACGAUAUCGAUUA